This is a messenger RNA of Osmia lignaria (orchard mason bee), 4889 nucleotides long. The record is from RefSeq and is a predicted model, not a curated record. Lineage: Eukaryota; Metazoa; Arthropoda; Insecta; Hymenoptera; Megachilidae.
UAAAACAAUUAUAAAACAAUUUAACAUUCCCCUGAGAUUUGAAUAUAAUUAAUUUGGUAACAGUGAAGGCGGGAAAACAUAGGAAAACAGUAAAGGUUCUUUGAACAGAAUAAGCGUUGUUUACAAUUUACAAUGUUCAAAUAUUAAAUUACGUUAUGUAGACUGAUUAAAUGUAAGAAUAUAUUAUCGUAAAUAACACAGUUGUGUUGUUUUAAAUGAUUAGUAUUAGUGUCUUAUACAUGAAUCUGAACUCCAAACACAACAUCUAUGAAGCACAUGAGUUCUAUCAAUUUUUAACAAUUAAUUAUAAAUUUAUAAACAUAUCACAAUGAAACCUAGUACAUCUAAAGCUAAUAAACAUGGAUUAUCUAUAAUUGAUAUGUUCUCUAAACAAGUUGCUAAAAGAAAGCGGAUGAGCAUUGAUGGAAAUAAUGAAGAACAUUUACAAAACUGUCAAGAUGUCAAAGGUGAAGAUAAUUUAUUAAAUACAACUGAACAGGAUAAAGAAAAUAACAAUCCACAGACAAGUCAAGAACAUGCAGAUGAACAUCAGGAAAAAAAAAUUAAGACUGAAAACAACAAUACAGAUAUAUUAAAAUUUCAAAUUAGAAAGACAAAUAAUAUAUUUCCUGGUAAAUGUGAAUACUGUCGUCAAAAAUUAAAUGAUGAAAUAAAAUUUUAUCCUGGACAUCCAAAUGGUGCUGUAGAUGAAGAAAUUGCUUUGAUUGAUUCAAGAUUAUGUUUAUUUAAUGGAAAUGAAUCUUUUAUACAUGAAAGUGACGAACACCCUCAAAAUAAAUUAACUUAUUUUAGUGUUUAUGAUAAAAAUGGCCAUUUAUGUCCUUUUGAUGCUGGAUUAAUAGAGAAAAAUGUACUGUUAUAUUUUUCUGGAUAUAUGAAAGCCAUUUAUGAAGAAGAUUCAUCCCCUGAGGGUGGAGUACCAGCCAAAGAUAUGGGUCCAAUAAAUGAGUGGUAUGUUUCUGGUUUUGAUGGAGGAGAAUUAGCCCUUAUAGGUUUCAAUACUGCAUUUGGUGAAUACAUUUUAAUGGAACCAUCCGAAGCCUAUGCUCCUUUUAUGGAUGUAGUUAAAGAAAAAAUAUACAUGAGCAAAUUGGUUAUUGAAUUUCUCUUAGAUGAAAUUAGUCCAAGCUAUGAAGAUUUACUCAAUAAACUUCAAACAAUUGUACCACCAAAAGGUAUGACAAAAUUCACAGAGGAUUCUUUAUUGAGACAUGCACAGUUUAUAUGUGAUCAAGUAUUAUCAUUUGAUAAUUCUGCCGGUUCUGAUGAUGUCCUUUUUAUUACAACUCCUUGUAUGCGAGCAUUAGCAAAUCUCGCGGGUGUUACGUUAGGAAAAAGAGCAGCUCUUCGUCGAACACAACGUCGAGAACAGAAAAUUAAAACACCUGGUUGGACGAAGGCGACCACAACGCAAUUAGUUAGCAAUACGUUUGAAAAUAUUUUUGCUGAUCAAUUAAGUAAACAGGAUGAUAAAAUGAAGAUGGGACCUAAAAGACAAAGAUGCGGUAUAUGUGAAAAUUGUCAGCAACCCGAUUGUGGUCUUUGUAGUUCUUGUAAAGAUAUGAUCAAAUUCGGAGGAACUGGAAGAGGCAAGCAGGCUUGCAUUAAAAGAAGAUGCCCAAACAUGGCCAUACAGGAAGCAGAUGAUUCUGAUUUAGAAAAUGAAGACGAGUAUGAAGCUCUACUGGAAAGCAAGAAAAUUGAGGAACAAGAAAACAGAAAAACAGUUUUUAAAGAAUUCAAAAAAGAUAUUAUAUGGACUGGAGAUCAAAUUGCUGCUGAUAAUUUAAAAACAUUCUAUAAGUCUGUUACAGUGGGUGAUGAGAGAAUAGAAAUAAAUGAUUGUGUACUUGUAGAACCAAGAAAUCCAGCAAUUCCAUUACACGUUGCCAAAGUCGUUUACAUGUGGGAGAACAAAAAUGGUUUGAAACAAUUUCAUGCUAAUUGGUUUCACAGAGGAACUGAUACUAUUCUUGGGGAAACAUCAGACCCUAUAGAAUUAUUUUUGAGCGACGAUUGUGAUGAUGUCCCCUUCAAAGCUGUUAAGACAAAAUGUACUGUUCAUUUUAAAAAACCACCAGAAAAUUGGGCUGAAAUAGGUAAUACAAAUUUAAGUCUCGAUGAUGAAAUAAAAGACGUGGAUGGUAGAACAUUUUUUUAUCAAAAACGUUACACGCCUGAAACGGCCAGAUUCGAAGAUCCUUCAAUCGAUCCAGAAUGUCCUCGUAAAGAAACUAUUCAUCGAUUUUGUCCUGCUUGUGCUCGUUUAAGAGCAUUACAGCAGUUCAAUACACCGAAGGUGUAUGAGUUAAUAGAAGAAAAAAAUAGCAAAGAAGUUGUUUAUGGAGUAGUGAAGUACAAGGGAGAAGAAUACAGAGUUGGUACAGCUGUAUUUUUACAACCAGAAGCUUACAAAUUUAAACAUAAAAUUACAUUUCAAGAUACCAUGAAGCCAAAAAAGAAAAAUGUUGAUGAAGAUAUAUAUCCGGAAUUUUAUAGAAAGUAUUCUGAUCAUGUGAAGGGUUCAAAUUUAGAUACUCCUAAACCAUUUUGCUUGGGCUACAUAAAUACAAUAUACGCUAGUACAAAUGAUAUGAUAGUUUCACCUGCUGAGAUUAAUAUCAAAGUAAACAAAUUAUAUAGACCAGAAAACACGCACAGAGAUGUUUCAUUAAUGGAACAAGUUGAUUUAAAUAUGGUUUAUUGGAGCGAUGAAAUAUGUAAUAUUAAAUUCGCUGAAGUUGUUGGCAAAUGUUAUCUCGUUUAUUCUGUUAAUUUAAAUCAAUCCAUUGAUGAAUGGACUGCUUCUGGACCAAAUCGUUUUUACUUUAACGAAGCUUAUAAUGUACAAGAAAAAUCAUUUGAUGAACCACCAUAUCAUGCUAUCGGUAUUGGUAAAUGUGGUAAAAGUAAAGGUAACUUGAAACUUAAAGGUAAAAAGACUGAGGAAAAUAAGAAGAAAAUAUUCGCUAAUCAACCAAUCGAAUAUAAGACUAUAUUCAGAAAAUUAAAAACGUUGGAUGUGUUUGCUGGUUGUGGUGGAUUAUCCGAAGGUUUACAUCAAGCUGAUGUAGCUGAAAAUCUUUGGGCCAUAGAAAAAGAAGAACCAGCCGCGUAUGCGUACCGUUUAAAUAAUCCUAAUACAACAGUAUUUACAGAAGAUUGUAAUACAUUACUGCAAAAAGUAAUGAACGGUGAUACGACAAACGAAAUUGGUCAAAAACUUCCUCAAAAAGGUCAAGUUGAAUUGUUAUGCGGUGGUCCACCGUGUCAGGGUUUUAGUGGAAUGAAUCGUUUCAAUUCACGACAAUAUUCUUUGUUCAAAAACUCCCUUGUUGUUUCUUAUUUAGCGUACUGUGAUUACUAUAGGCCUAAGUUUUUUAUCAUGGAAAAUGUUCGAAAUUUUGUAUCUUUCAAGAAAAGUAUGGUUUUGAAAUUGACAUUAAGAUGUUUAAUUCGCAUGGGUUACCAAUGUACAUUUGGUAUUCUUCAAGCUGGAAAUUAUGGUGUACCUCAAACUAGAAGAAGAAUGAUCAUUUUGGCUGCUGCACCUGGACAAAUGUUACCAAAAUAUCCAGAACCUACACACGUAUUUAGUAAACGUGCCUGUCAAUUAAGUGUAUUAGUAGAUAAUAAAAAAUAUAGUUCAAAUUGUAGUUGGAAAGAGUCAGCACCAUUAAGAACGAUCACAGUCAAAGAUGCAAUGUAUGAUUUACCAGAAAUAAAAAAUGGAUGGAAUAAAGAAGAAAUGCCGUAUAAUAGUGAACCAUUAUCACAUUUCCAAAGAAAGAUGAGAGGUAAACAGUAUCAACCUGUCUUAAAAGAUCAUAUAUGUAAAGAAAUGGCGCCUCUUGUGGAAGCUAGAAUGGCUCAUAUUCCAAUUGCUAGUGGUUCAGAUUGGCGUGAUUUACCAAAUAUAGCUGUGAGAUUAAACGAUGGCACUUAUUCGAAGAAAUUGUAUGUAUCUGCCUUUCAAUUAUACCACUGUUACUACAAUUUGUACAUAUUUAAUUUUCAUUUAAGGGAAUAUACUUAUGAUGAUAAAAAAGCUGGAAGAAGUUCUACAGGGGCAUAUCGAGGAGUGUGUAGUUGUUGCAUUGGAAAAUCGUGUGACCCUACAGAUAGACAAUUUAAUACUUUAAUUCCAUGGUGUUUACCACACACAGGAAAUCGUCACAAUCAUUGGUCGGGAUUGUACGGAAGAUUAGAAUGGAAUGGAUUUUUUAGUACAACUAUUACAAACCCUGAGCCCAUGGGAAAACAGGGGCGUGUAUUACAUCCAGUAGAAACUCGUGUGGUAAGUGUACGAGAAUGUGCUAGAUCUCAAGGAUUUCCUGAUUCGUUUCGUUUUUAUGGCAAUAUACUUGAUAAACAUCGACAAGUUGGAAAUGCAGUUCCACCUCCUCUUGGUGCAGCUAUUGGCCACGAAAUAAGGAAAUGUGUACAAAAUGAUGAAACAAUAAGCGAAACUAAUGUAGAUGCACAAUUGAAUAACAAUUGCAUUAAAUCUGAUACACCUACUGAAAGUUUUAAAUUAGAAAUAAAUGGUGAAAAUUCCAAAAAUACAUUUUAAAAAGAGGAGAGAUGAUGAGAGGUAUUGAAAUAAAGAUAAAGCAAUUUUCACUAAACAAUACAAACAUAGCAAUAAAAGAAGUUACAAAAAAAUUCAUUUUUUUAAUCUGAUAAAAGGAGAAAGAUAAAUACUAUAUACAAUCUGAUAAAAGUAUCAUUGUAGUUGGUCUGUAAUGUAUACUGGAUAAAAAUUUAUAAUAAAAACUACUAUAUACAUAGUAGUACAUAUCAAGAACCGAACAAACUAUUAUAAUAAAGAGUUUUAUAAUAAGAAGUAAUAUAUUUUAAGUAAAAAA